Messenger RNA from Filobasidium floriforme, 576 nucleotides. RefSeq names its product Gar1/Naf1 RNA binding region-domain-containing protein. Gene Ontology annotation, biological process: snoRNA guided rRNA pseudouridine synthesis; ribosome biogenesis. The record is from RefSeq and is a predicted model, not a curated record. The transcript is spliced from 6 exons. Bases 1 to 576 code for a protein of 191 amino acids. Gene Ontology annotation, cellular component: box H/ACA snoRNP complex. Gene Ontology annotation, molecular function: box H/ACA snoRNA binding. NCBI's taxonomy places the organism in Eukaryota, Fungi, Basidiomycota, Tremellomycetes, Filobasidiales, Filobasidiaceae.
AUGUCUGGCCGAGGUGGAUUCCGUGGUGGUAGCCGAGGAGGAUUUGGUGGUGGUGGCGGAGGUGGCCGUGGAGGUGGUCGUGGAGGAUACGGUGGUUUCGCUCCUCAGGGACCACCUGACACCGUGCUUGAGAUGGGAUCUUUCCAGCACUCUGUCGAGGGAGAGAUGCUCUGUUCUUCUCUUAUGCCCACUCGAGUUCCUUACUUCAACGCACCCAUCUAUCUGCAAAACAAGACUCAAAUCGGCAAAGUCGACGAGAUCCUUGGACCUAUCAACGAGGUCUACUUUACAGUAAAGAUGCAGGAGGGUAUGCUCUCGACAUCAUUCAAGAAGGAUGACAAGGUCUACAUCGGAGGAGACAAGCUCCUGCCCAUCGAGAGGUUCUUGCCCAAGCCAAAAGCUCCCGCUGCCAAGGGAGACACCGCUGGCGGGGCUCGAGGCGGUAUGCGAGGUGGCGGCCGAGGUGGAGCCCGGGGAGGCGCCAGGGGCGGAUUCGGCGGAGGAUCCAGGGGCGCACCAAGGGGCGGGCGAGGUUUCAGCAGAGGAGGGUUUGGCGGCCGUGGAAGGGGUCAGUGA